ACUGUAGUCGAAAAUAAUAUUUUAGUUUGCUGGUAUUUGUUCAUUUACAUAAAUUUUGAAUACUAUUGCCCCUUUUCGUAUUCAAAAUUAAAAAUGAAAUAAUGAUAUUAUCUCCCCUGCGAUGGAUUUAGGAGGAGAAGAGUGUGGAAGCCACAGUGGAUCCAGUCCAAUCCAGAUGCAGCCAGACUACUUGGAUGGUCAAGGUCAAGACAACUCAAGGUCAAUGCCCCAUUCACAACAUCAAGGACUAGACAUGGACAACUGUGAUUGGCCAAUCCAUGAACCAGAUCAACAUCAAGACACCAUUGAAGAUAAGCAUCACAUCCAACUCAAUGUGGAUAAUCAAAGUGUAUACUUGGACCACAAUUACUCCAAACAUCCCAUUGAAAUAAUUCGGAUCAAACCAGAGGAACUAAUUGAAGAAGAUGAGGAAGAAGAAGAAGAACAACAACAACAAUGUGGAGUAGAUAUUGGAGUGAGAAGUGGAGAAAUAAAGCAAGAGAGUGACACCUGUCUGCAGAUUGAAAGCAUCUAUUCUCUCUCCUCAGAUAGACUGAAUUCUGACCUCUCUGUUGUUGAAAAAAUUAAAUUUGAAACUGGGGAAAUUAAGGAGGAACAACAAUCUUUUGAAACAGACCAUUCAGAUGCAUUGAUGCAAAUUGAAGGUUUUUCUUCUGAUGGAGUAUCUGAGAAUUAUGAAAGUGAAAGUGUAUCAUCUGGACUGUGUAUACCAUACUUUGAGGAACGAGAAGGUUCAAGCUCUGAUAGGUCUGUUGAUGCAACUCCUGGAAACUUUAUGAUGAAAGAUUCUGAAAAAAAUUGCAAUGAGGUGGACUUACAUAUCGAAAAUGCAAGGAAGAAUGUGAUUGAUAGUGAAUUAACAAAGUGUCAGUUGUGUGAUGAAGCAUUCAGCAGCACUAGAGAAUUGAAUCUUCAUUGUAGAAUACACACAGCUGGAAAACAUGCUUGCAAAUUCUGUAACUACAAAACAACACGGAAAUCGCAUCUUAUCAUUCAUCUAAGGACACACACAGGAGAAAGACCCUUCUGCUGUGAUUUGUGUGACUACAAAGCAAUACAGAAAACACAUCUUAUCGAACAUUUAAAGUCACACACAGGAGAAAGACCCUUCAGCUGUGAUUUGUGUGACUACAAAGCAAUACACAAAUCAAAUCUUAUUAGACAUUUGAAGUCACACACAGGAGAAAGACCCUUCAGCUGUGAUUUGUGUGACUACAAAGCAACACGGAAAUCAACUCUCAUCCGUCAUCUAAUGACACACACAGGAGAAAGACCCUUCAGCUGUAAUUUGUGUGACUACAAAACAACUCGUAAAUCAAUCCUUAUCAGACAUUCAAAGUCACACACUGGAGAAAAAUGCCUCUUGCGGUAAUUUCUGUGAAUAUGAAUCAAUAUAACAUAACAUAUACAUAAUUAUUAUAUAAUUCAUACAAAAGUUGCUAAUACUAAACUUAGUCCUAAUUAUGAUAUUCCACUAUAAUAAUAAGUUGUAGUUGGGGUGAUCAUAAUAAUUUUCUAAAACAUGUAUAAAAAUUUAUUUAAUAAUUUCAGUUAUGAAGGUUAGGUACAAUAUAAUACUUAUAGAUAUAUUAUAAAAAGAUGACAGUAGUUUUCCUAUAUCCUAUUUACAAUGAGCUCCUCGGCCUGGUAAAUUCCAGUAUCAUGUAACCAAUUCCGUACUGCUCUCAGAGUAAUGACAAUCAGAGAAAUUAUUAUUACUAGUAGUUCUGUGAACAGUAGACCUCACGCAGUAUUCUCAUCCACAAGUACCUGAUGUCACUUGUUUUAAAUGUUAACAAACUCAUUUCACAUUUGAAUUUG
Messenger RNA from Nilaparvata lugens (brown planthopper), 1842 nucleotides. Its product is annotated as zinc finger protein 182-like. Gene Ontology annotation, biological process: regulation of transcription by RNA polymerase II. The record is from RefSeq and is a predicted model, not a curated record. The transcript has 2 exons. NCBI's taxonomy places the organism in Eukaryota, Metazoa, Arthropoda, Insecta, Hemiptera, Delphacidae. Gene Ontology annotation, cellular component: nucleus. Bases 122 to 1393 code for a protein of 423 amino acids. Gene Ontology annotation, molecular function: DNA-binding transcription factor activity, RNA polymerase II-specific; RNA polymerase II transcription regulatory region sequence-specific DNA binding.